CCAUGAGCAUUGAGCACUAGUCCAAUAAUCCAAUUUAGGGGUUUUCGAUCUGCUUCAGCUGGAAGCCCCAUCUAAGGCUUCUCUCAGAGAGAAGACCGAACGAUGGACGGAAACAUGGAGAUUUCGCUCGACAAGCUGCCAAUCAAACGUCUGGAUGCCAUUGAGGAGAACGGAAUCGAAAGAUUUCCUCCUGACAUUGGUCAUGACGAGAAGCGGCUUUCCCUGAUUCGGCGCAUCGACUUUGCUUGGGCAGUGGAGAAAGACACGAAGAAGCAGAAAACCUCCAAGGAGACGACGACGCCAUGGCCAUGGCAGAGCUUGGUGGAGAAUUUGCAGUUGGCUCAUCAAGAAUUGUCUGUCAUCAUUGAUCUCAUUAACACGGUAGAAGCUAAUGAUGCAGUUACUGUGGCUGGUAUGAUCAGGCCAAAACAAUUACCCAAUGAAAUUCUCUCGGACCUUUCUGUAUCUGCAGCAACUAAGCUGCAGUGUUUCCGGAAUCUGGGGAGAUAUUUUAAGCAGUCUGCUAAAGGUUUGGAACAGCAGGUUGCUCGGGAAGCAAGAUUUUAUGGUGCCCUAAUCAGGUUGCAGCAGAACUGGAAGGUCAAACGACAACGUUUGCCAGUUCCAGCACCUGGCAGUGAAGGCUUCACAAUUGAUUUAUUUGAUAAUUCAUUAUCUGAUCCGGGAGCUAUCUUUCGUCCACCUUCAAUAUCUACAGUUCGUGUUGACCAUGACUCAGCAGGCAUGUUGGCUGUACACUUACCUCAAAAGUCGUGCCACUCUCUUCAUUUUGGGUUUCUCGGUGGCCAAUCUGGCCACAAACCUGGGAAAUCCAGUAAAGUGAAAAUUUAUGCAUCAGAUGUGCAUCAGUCAGAAGAAAUAAAAAAAGAGACUAUGAGUGAGCAAGAUGUGGAUCAAUGUGUUAAAGAAACACAUUCUGUCCUUCGUGAAGUUCAUCGAGCAAUCUUUGAUGAGCAGGUGUUUGAUUUGGUGAGUCGUGAAGCAUUUAAUUCAUCUUCUGGAGUUAAUGUGAUUGGAUUAAGGGAAAAUUAUCUACAACUGAGGAUAGGUCAAGGAGCCUCUGUGUAUAUCUCACUUGUACCUUCUGGGCAAGAUGCAGAUCAAACAGUGGACAAUGCAAGCAGUGAUAAUUUGGGAAAUGCAGAUUCAUCUGUUGACAUGUUUGAGGGGGUGAAGAUGGCAGAAGAGAAGUAUGUUACCCCUAAAAGGAAGUCCAGGUUUCCUAAUCCAGUCAGUUGUGAAAUUUAUCUUCAACAAAUUUUCCAUGAAAAUAUGUUCAUUAGAGCAAAGGACAGACGCCAUUCUGUUCGUCGAAUUCAAGCAUCUGGUCAGCCUGUAACAGAUGUAUUUGGUCUUCUGGGUCACUUCUGUAUGACUUUGGCUCAUAGAAUCUUUGCAAACAAGGUUCUGGCAGAGCUGGAAAUUCUGGCCAGCAGGGUCUCAUAUCUUCAUUUGUUAUCUCAUCCUACGUGGCACUCUCGGACAUCUUCCUGGUCACUUUCAAUGAAAGUUCCACAAUCCAUUCUUCAUGCUGGUCAUCGAACAAGGCCUUCAGAUAUGCGCAGCACAAAGAGUGCUGUCAGGUCACAGUUCAUUACCAAGGUCGUGGUAAAUGAUGAUUGCAUCAACAUAGAGGGAGAGGGUGCACCUAAUGUUGUUGGGCUGUUUAAGGGCAGUGCAGAGGAUAUCUGCUCUAUGAACAGUUAUGACUGUAAUUUGCCAGAUCUCCCUGUGAUACUUCUGCAACAGGUUGCAAGUCAAGUUGUUCGUUGGCUACAUGAGGAAGCUCUUUUGGUAGGAAUGAAGGCAAGCCGUGACUUCCUAUGCUUGUCAUUCGAGUUGGAUCAGGGUGAAACGUUGGGUCUAGUUGCACAUGUGGACCCUGAAGAUAUACAAGGCUGCAUUUCAUGGUGGUUGGUGAUGGAUGAUGGGCUGAUGGAGGAGGGUAAGCUUCACACAGACUUCUCCAGCGAUGCUUCUGAUACUAGGAGAUUCCUAGGACACUUGUCUUUGGAAGCCUUAUAUUCAACAUUGAUGGAUCUGGUCACCUUGUGCAAUAGCAGCGGAAGCCAUAUGUUUGUCUGAUCUCUCACCCAUAUACCCCCUCCGUUCAAUCUGAUAGCUAGCAGAAGGCUUGUUAGAGUAAUUAUAAUGAAAUAACAAUGUUUGUAGACCUAUUGUGAAGUGUUGUAGUCUUGAAAGAAAAUUUCUCUUCUUUUUCCCUUCAACCCACCUAACUGUUUCUUCUUGACUGUCGAUGAGAUUGUUAUUAGGACCAUUUACUUUUCA
Nelumbo nucifera (sacred lotus) is the source of this 2310-nucleotide messenger RNA. Its product is annotated as RNA polymerase II transcription mediator. Gene Ontology annotation, molecular function: transcription coregulator activity. The record is from RefSeq and is a predicted model, not a curated record. Gene Ontology annotation, biological process: regulation of transcription by RNA polymerase II. Gene Ontology annotation, cellular component: core mediator complex; mediator complex. Lineage: Eukaryota; Viridiplantae; Streptophyta; Magnoliopsida; Proteales; Nelumbonaceae.